UUUGAACUGAAAAUAUAUUAUUAGCUGUUUAUAUAUAUAUAAAUAAUAUUCCGUAUAUUAAUGACAUAUUUCUGCUCUAGAUUAGAUCUCCUUUUUUUGAAAAUCUCUCUUCAACUUUAACUCAGUUCUUGGAUUUCUAUCGUUAAUUAAUCACAUUCUUCCAAAAUGUUGAACAUUGUCAAGAACAGUCCUCUCGUUGUUUUAUUCUCAAUCUUUUCAUGCUUGUUUCAGCUUUCCAUAGCAGCAAGUAGUCAAGCCAGUACCUCUACUUCUACUCCAGAGGUUGAAGUAGUUGGAAAUAAAUUUUAUUUCUCCAAUAAUGGUUCACAAUUCUUAAUUAGAGGAAUUGCCUACCAGCAAAAUACUGCCAAUGACUCAACAUCAAGUUUUCAAGACCCUUUGGCUGAUCAAGCAUCAUGUCAAAGAGAUGUUAAAUAUUUCCAAGCCUUGAACACCAAUGUAUUAAGAGUAUAUGCUGUAAAUUCAAGUCUUAACCAUGAUGCCUGUAUGAAAAUAUUUGCUGAUGCCGGUAUUUACAUUAUUGCUGAUUUAUCUGAACCUGAUAUUUCUAUUAACAGAGAUUCUCCAGAAUGGAAUUUAGAUUUAUAUCAGAGAUAUACAUCCGUCGUUGAUAUGUUUUCAAACUAUACGAAUGUUUUAGGCUUUUUUGCAGGAAAUGAAGUAACCAACAAUGUUUCAAAUACUGAUGCUUCCGCUUUUGUCAAAGCAGCAGUCAGGGACAUGAAGAAGUAUAUCAGUGAUCAAAAUUAUAGAAAGAUUCCAGUGGGUUAUUCUUCUAACGAUGAUGAAGAAACUAGAGUUGCCAUUGCUGACUAUUUUUCUUGUGGGGAUUUAUCAGAAAAGGCUGACUUUUUUGGUAUCAAUAUGUAUGAAUGGUGUGGUAAUUCUUCUUUCCAAGCUUCUGGUUAUGAAGAAAGAACAGAAGAAUACAAAAAUUUAACUAUCCCCAUUUUCUUUUCAGAAUAUGGUUGUAACGCUGACUUGCCUCGAAGAUUUACUGAGAUUGGUACUAUAUUUAGUUCAGAAAUGACAGAUGUUUGGUCUGGUGGUAUUGUUUAUAUGUAUUUCCAAGAAGCAAAUAAUUAUGGUUUAGUAUCAGUAGAUGGAACUUCUGUCUCCACAAUGGCAGAUUAUCAAUAUUAUUCUUCCGAAAUUAAUAAUAUUAGUCCAACAUAUGCUCAAUCCGCUAGUGCAUCUGCAGAAGCAACUCAAACUUUGGUUUGUCCUGUUGAGGCACCAACUUGGAUGGCUUCUGAAAACUUGCCUCCCACUCCAGAUGAAGAUUAUUGUAACUGUGUGGCUCAAUCUCUUAAGUGUGUUGUCGCCGAUGAUGUUGAUUCCUCAAAGUAUGGUGAUUUGUAUGGAACUGUUUGUGCUUAUGUGGACUGUUCUGAUAUUUCUGCCAAUGGUACUUCUGGAUACUACGGAAAGUACUCUUACUGUUCCGAUAAGGAUAAGUUGUCUUACGUCUUAAAUGCUUAUUAUGAAAAGGAAAAUGAAAAUUCUUCUGCUUGUAACUUUUCAGGUUCUGCUUCUAUCAACAGUAGCGCAAGUUCAAGUAGUUGUUCUUCAAAUUAUACUCCAACUGGUAACAGUAAUCUGAACAGUAAUAAUGGGACUAGCUCCGAUUCUAACUCAAGCUCAAGCUCAAGUAGUACCAAUAGUUCAAGUUCAACCAAGAAAUCUUCAGGUUCCUAUACUGUCAAGACUAUUUCUAAGACUGAGCUCUUGGCCAUUACUACUAUUGUCACAGCAUUUAUGUGUGGUAUUUCCAUUGUUAUCUUUGAAUAAAUAAUAUGAUAUCCCAAGUCUUUUAUAUAUAGAUCGCUAAUUAGAGCAAAUAAAAUGAAUACAUUCAAAAAUUAUAUUUAUUACUGAAUCUUUCUAAUGCAACUCUAUUAAUUAGUGACCAUAAAAAUUUCGUUAAGUGCCUUUUCAUCCAUGACCGAUGCUCUCUUCUGUCUGAUCCACUUUGCUCUGACCGAUAGUCUAGUGGAUAUUGGCUUAUGGCCGCCAGAAACUGGCUCUAUGC
Messenger RNA from Scheffersomyces amazonensis, 2053 nucleotides. It is a transcript of the gene PHR1, whose product is annotated as Phr1p. The transcript has a single exon. The coding region runs from base 166 to 1812 and encodes 548 amino acids. Gene Ontology annotation, biological process: fungal-type cell wall (1->3)-beta-D-glucan biosynthetic process; fungal-type cell wall organization. Gene Ontology annotation, molecular function: 1,3-beta-glucanosyltransferase activity. The record is from RefSeq and is a predicted model, not a curated record. Gene Ontology annotation, cellular component: plasma membrane. NCBI's taxonomy places the organism in Eukaryota, Fungi, Ascomycota, Pichiomycetes, Serinales, Debaryomycetaceae.